AUGGACAAGCAGUCGCAACCAGUAGAUGCCGAAAUCAACGCUCAAAUGGCGAGUUACGAAGAAAAAAUCCAAAGGAUGCAGCAUCUCAGCAUCCGUUUGAUUAAUGAUCCCACGAAUGAGAGUUUGCAAGAACUCGGAGGAGCUAUAUGGAGACUCUGGAAAGCCAACACCGAGAUGAACCGAGCAAUCGAAGCGGGACUUCCAAACAACGCUUCGUCUGCAAAAGUAAACACUGAUGAAGAAAAGCUACAGUCGAAGAAGAGGUAA
Messenger RNA from Oikopleura dioica, 267 nucleotides. Lineage: Eukaryota; Metazoa; Chordata; Appendicularia; Copelata; Oikopleuridae. The record is from the annotation of a GenBank genome assembly.